Anopheles coluzzii is the source of this 3350-nucleotide messenger RNA. It is a transcript of the gene Rala, whose product is annotated as ras-related protein Ral-a. Gene Ontology annotation, cellular component: plasma membrane. Gene Ontology annotation, molecular function: GTP binding; GTPase activity; GDP binding. Lineage: Eukaryota; Metazoa; Arthropoda; Insecta; Diptera; Culicidae. Gene Ontology annotation, biological process: Ras protein signal transduction. The transcript is spliced from 4 exons. The record is from RefSeq and is a predicted model, not a curated record. The coding region runs from base 192 to 797 and encodes 201 amino acids.
ACUUUUCCUAUCGUUCGCGUUCAGGCGCUUCGUCAUACGUCAAACGAGCGUUUGUCAGGCAGGGGGCUGCUGGCUUGUUAAAUUGUUUUGGAAACUUUCCAAACUUUUCCUUCUCUUCCCGAAAAGUGCAGUGCAGCAGUGCACAGAGUGUUUGGUGGCGCUAGAGCUCCCGUGUCCUCCCGUGUGGAACGAUGUCGAAGAAACCUACGACGGGCCCGGCCCUGCAUAAGGUCAUCAUGGUGGGCAGCGGCGGUGUAGGCAAAUCCGCCCUAACGCUACAGUUCAUGUACGACGAGUUCGUGGAGGACUACGAACCGACCAAAGCGGACAGCUACCGUAAAAAGGUGGUGCUGGACGGCGAAGAGGUCCAAAUCGAUAUUCUCGAUACGGCGGGCCAGGAAGACUAUGCGGCCAUCCGGGACAACUACUUCCGCAGCGGCGAAGGCUUCCUGUGUGUGUUCUCCAUCACGGAAGACGACAGCUUUCAGGCGACUCAGGAAUUCCGGGAACAAAUACUGCGCGUGAAGAACGAUGAAAACAUACCGUUCCUGCUGGUCGGCAAUAAAUGCGAUUUGAACGAUAAACGGAAGGUGCCACUGGCGGAAUGUCAGUCCCGCGCCCAGCAGUGGGGUGUGCCAUACGUCGAAACAUCGGCUAAAACACGCGAAAAUGUGGACAAGGUGUUCUUUGACCUGAUGCGGCAGAUCCGCUCGCGAAAGACGGAAGAUUCCAAGACAACGAACGGUCGCGUUAAAGACAAAUCGAAGCGACGAAAAAUCAAAUGUAUGCCAUUAUAGAGCCGAAACAGCGUCAUCCGGUCUACCAUCAGGACCCCGUACGGAGGAAGCUCACCGGCACGGUUACUAGGCUACUAGGCGCCUGGCGGGAGAAGGCACACACUCAGACACACACAAAACAAAACUCCUCGACGGCCGUGGACACUGCACCAAACAAAUCACAAACAAAAACCAGUGAGCGAAUACUCACCCAUGCGUUCUCUUCAGGAAUCAUAAAACAGUGACAAGCGGUCGAAGAAAGCUUUUUAAAGCAUAAUACUACUCUCGCGAAUCAAGCGCGACCACUCUCACACAUACACGCAACACAUCGCUAUUUAGUAACAUAAUUACUUUAAGGGAAAAGUAAAAACAAAGCCGAUAAGUUCCAGCCGACACGAUGAACCCCGUGCGGAAAGGAUAGUUCGAACGAGCACGAAAUCUCUGCAUCUCCUCCCUGCAGCAAGGGAGGUUUACUCCUGGGGUCUACAGUGCAAUGCGAACCGGAAGUGGAAUCCGGGAGCCAGAUGGUUCCUGUAAUUGGUGCGCGCUUAUGUCGCUAUCCCUACGCGGUACGCGGUUCUACUAAGCUUAGUGAUUGAAUGUAACGCUCUUCUGCUACUCUUUCUCGCGGUGUAGUAGUAGGGGCGCGGUUCAAAACCAUCAUGGUAUUGAUGUAUUUGUUUUGUGUUGUUUUUAAACUCUGCUCACUCACCACCACACCACGCUUGGUAUCUUCAGUGUGUAGUGGCGUAAUGUUAAGGCAAGGCUCCCCCUGGGAAAGCAAGCAGCGAUGGCAGCGGCUGAGGAACGAAUGUCUAACCUUUACACCGAUUUCUGUGCAUUUCCUGCUCAUUCUAUUCAUAAUCCAUAAAGUAAAACACAAAAAGUGAAGCAAAUUAUGCAAAAAACAACUCCUCAGCGGUGAUGCGCUUUCUUCACGCGUUCGAAUGCAACAUUUCGCAAUUAGAAGAGUCCAUUUCCAUUUCGCCCGCCAAUCACACGGUGUACAUUCCACCCAUCUCUCUCCUCUCUCUGUCCAUCCAAUCUAUCACCGGUCAUACUCUGACCUCCGCUUUCCUGUAGCUGCCGACAUUGUAUUAGCCUCAUGCUCAUCCAUUGCUUAUACAAAAAAGGGACUAAAAACGAACCUCAAAACGCGAAAUUGAAAUGCACAGUUCAAUUGAACCGUGUUUCUUUUUCUCCUCUCUCUUAUUUAAGCCUCAACAUAUAAUAGUGUACGCAACAUUUACGAUUCACGAUUCUGUGCGAGCGCACACACACUCACACACAUGUCUCACAUGUUUCUGUUGUUAACAUAACUAUAAUUAUUAAUAAUAGUUAAUAAACAAACAAACGAACAAACAAACAAACAAACAAACAAGCAACAUGCAACUUAUCAGGGACGGUUUUACUACUGUAAAGUAAUGAUAAUAGGCUUAUGUGGUUUGCUUUUGUUUUUUAAUAAGAAGAAAAUGCAAUGCUUUAGUAAUAUUAUAUGUUUUAAAUGUUUUUUUUUUUGUUGUACACUGUGUUGGUUUUUUUUAUACAUAUUGGGUUCUUUUUUCUGUUUUAAAACGGCAUCAAUUUUUAUAUCUGUUCUUGUUUUUUUUCUUCUCUUCCCUUCUUCCUUCUUUCUUUCCCUCCCCGUACCUUUUCAUAUCUGAAUCGUUAAAUUCAAACGCUUUUCCAAUUGAUCGCUCAUUUCUCGACCAUCUUGCCCCUCGUCCCCACGGAUUACCUCUCGUUCACCGGCACACACAUACACACACAGAUCUUUUACGAUCUGAUACGGGACAUCUCUAACCGAAAGAAGCAAGGCCAAAGCACGGUCCCAGCGCCAAACCGGGACAAGAAGGGCUGCUGCCGGAUCCUUUGAGAUGUGGCUGCGAGAGUCCAUCUAUCCUGACCAACCCGACCACCACAAUCACCACCACCAAACCCCCCUUUUCCUACCUCGUACGUAUUCCUCGCCUUCCUCGAGACACUUCUCUCCACGUGCCCCCGAGCUGCCACUACUACUAAAAUGUGUCGUUUGUGUACAACUGUUAAAAUGAUAUUAAACAAACAAAGUAAAGCGGUUAAGGUAAAAAAAAGGAUGUGUGUCUGUGUGUGAGCGUAGGGUAAAGUGGGUCAGUGGAGGGGGGACAUAACACACGCAUCAAGAGAGGGGUCUCACACCGCCUACUAUAUCGUUUAAAUACGGAACCAAAUUAAUGUAAGAUAAGCAGCGUUAUGAAGCGAGUUUUUUUUCUUCUUUCUUUGUGUAUGAAAGGGAGUUUGAUUUUUUCCUAUUUUAUAGAGAGCGACUCCUAAUUCGCGUUCCCAUUUCGCCGCUUAAGGAACGGCAAACACACACACCCACAGACACACUGGUAUACUCCUCCCCGUUGCAAAGGAUGUAAGGGCAAAGGGAGCUCCAUUCUACGGUGUCGUGUUUUGUCAGCACGAAGCAGCCAGUUUUGGAGCGAAAUCGCUCUUAAAUGUAGGAAACCUGGAAUGCCUCUAUGUAUUAGAUAUUAUGGUGCAAACGUUAUUUAGGGUCACUUUAUCUGCUUGCGUUAUUUUUUUUUGUUU